Messenger RNA from Arachis stenosperma, 1581 nucleotides. Its product is annotated as E3 ubiquitin-protein ligase SINAT5-like. Gene Ontology annotation, cellular component: cytoplasm. The transcript is spliced from 3 exons. NCBI's taxonomy places the organism in Eukaryota, Viridiplantae, Streptophyta, Magnoliopsida, Fabales, Fabaceae. Gene Ontology annotation, molecular function: zinc ion binding; ubiquitin protein ligase activity; protein binding. The coding region runs from base 402 to 1373 and encodes 323 amino acids. Gene Ontology annotation, biological process: multicellular organism development; ubiquitin-dependent protein catabolic process. The record is from RefSeq and is a predicted model, not a curated record.
UCUCGUUUCCCUGUCUCUCUCUGCACACACGACCCAAAACUUGAACCUCCAUAGAGAGAGAAAGAGAUAGACCCGGAAGAAAAGAACCUGUUCUUCCUCGGAAAGGAGUUGUUUGGUUUGUCACACAUUUAUCUCUCUCCAUUCCCAUCAUCUUUCUUCUCUGUUCUCCUUCUCUUCUUUCUUUUUUUUCCCUGGUAAAAUUUUCCAGGAAAGCAAAAGAAAAAACAAAAGAGAGAGAGAAUUGAGGGGAUAGAAGGUUGAAACCAAAAAAGGGGAAUACCCAGGUAAUUAAUUUGGCUUAAAAAUCCGAUUUUGAUUACUGGGUAUUUCUCCUUUUUUCUUUUUUCUUUCUCUUUUAUUUUGGUUCCUUCUUCAGAGGUGGAGGGUUUUGGUGGGUUGUGAUGGACUUGGAAAGCAUCGAGUGUGUGUCAUCCUCGGAUGGCAUGGACGAGGAUGAGAUCCACCCUCACCAUCAUUCUGAGUUUCCUUCCACAAAACCACGCAAUGGAGGAGCCAAUAACAACAAUUCUGUGGGUCCCAAUGCCAUAACUCCUGCAACCAGCGUCCAUGAGUUGCUGGAAUGCCCUGUAUGUACAAAUUCAAUGUACCCCCCAAUUCAUCAGUGCCACAAUGGGCACACGCUGUGUUCCACAUGUAAAACAAGGGUACACAACCGGUGCCCCACUUGUAGACAAGAGCUUGGAGAUAUCAGGUGCCUAGCCUUGGAGAAGGUGGCUGAAUCACUUGAGUUACCAUGCAAGUACUAUUCCCUUGGAUGUCCAGAAAUAUUUCCAUACUACAGCAAGCUUAAGCAUGAGACUGUAUGCAAUUUUAGGCCAUACAGUUGUCCUUAUGCUGGAUCAGAGUGUUCUGUUGUUGGGGAUAUUCCCUUCCUCGUCGCUCAUUUGAGGGACGAUCAUAAGGUGGACAUGCACACAGGAUGCACAUUCAACCAUAGAUAUGUGAAAUCAAAUCCCAGGGAAGUAGAGAACGCAACCUGGAUGCUCACAGUAUUUCAUUGUUUUGGUCAGUACUUCUGCCUCCACUUUGAAGCUUUCCAGCUUGGGAUGGCUCCUGUGUACAUGGCAUUCCUUCGUUUUAUGGGUGAUGAGAAUGAGGCUCGGAACUAUAGCUAUAGCCUAGAGGUUGGGGCCAAUGGCAGGAAACUCAUCUGGGAGGGUACGCCUAGAAGUGUUCGGGAUAGCCACCGGAAAGUUAGGGAUAGUCAUGAUGGCCUCAUUAUUCAACGAAACAUGGCCCUAUUUUUCUCUGGUGGGGAUAGGAAGGAGCUGAAGCUCAGAGUCACUGGAAGAAUAUGGAAGGAACAACAGAAUCCAGAUGGUGGAGUUUGCAUACCAAAUCUUUGUAGCUGACAUGUUACUUGAAGAGUAUUCUGUCCCUUUUGUGUUUCGGACACUCUUCUGAAAACUCUGUAUUUAUACCAACUUUUAUCAUGUUGUAAUAGGUUACUUAAGGCACUAAAGUUGCUUUCAUGCCUUUUUUUUUUUUAUUUUUUUAUAACUUUUACUAAGCUUUGUAAUGAACAAGAGCUUUUUUUAACUUUAAAAAUUGCUUGAUUCU